Psilocybe cubensis is the source of this 885-nucleotide messenger RNA. RefSeq lists its product as uncharacterized. Bases 1 to 885 code for a protein of 294 amino acids. The record is from RefSeq and is a predicted model, not a curated record. The transcript is spliced from 2 exons. Lineage: Eukaryota; Fungi; Basidiomycota; Agaricomycetes; Agaricales; Agrocybaceae.
AUGGCUAAAGUCACAGGGCGAGUUCGAGAUCAACUUCGACAGGCGGCUAGUGAUGCCGACGAAUUGGUCUUGACCCCCGUGGGCAUGGUCCCCAAAUCAAACGUUCAUAUUGUCCCCCAAGGCGGCAAAAUACUGCACUCCGCAUCUGAAGUCCGCCUUCUCGACGCUGAUGGAAAGGUUCUGCAUGCCUCGGCUUUAAAAAAGUCGUCGAAGCCUUUCUUCACCGCCCACAACAAAACAGAACCUGCUGUCGGUCCCCGUAACCUCCAGUCGGCGACUGUUCUGGCCUUGGCUCAAGUGAGCAGCGUAUCGGGAUUCCAAUCCAGAUGGGUUCUCCCCCCGCUUCCUCAAGUAAACAGCGGCCAGCUCCUCAUGUACUUCUCCGGCCUUGCCCCACCUAGCAUCGAUGCUCUCAUUCAACCAACAUUGCAAUACGGUGUUUCUGCCGCCGGUGGAGGCAACUUCUGGAGCGUUGCCUCGUGGUUCAUUACAUCAACCCAGAUAUUUGUCACCAACGUCACCCAGCUGCCAACAGGAAACCAGAUUCUCGACUCAUUUGUAGUCAAUGAAGAUCAAUUCCUAGGUACUCCGACGACUCAUGCUUGGUUCACCGGCUUCUCCUUCUUCCAAGCAUCGCAGCUCAAUAUCCAGACGGUGGAGAAUUUCAAUGUCGCCAUUGUAGCGCUCGAAAUAUCUAAUGCUAUCACCCUUGGUAACUUGCCGACAGGGCCCACUGACGUUGAGCAAAUCUUCAUUUUGGACGCUAAUUCGAACAGCAUUUUCCCAAUCCCGUGGCAAUUCUCGGAGGAUACAGCUGAUGGUAUCACAAUUAACAGAAUUCCAAAUACAAUCAGUGGCGACGAGACCUUGUUCUUCCAGUAUUAA